ACCAAACUUAUGGAUGUUUUGACUGUGUUUUGACGUUUGUAAUAAGCUAUUUUGGGAACUUAAAAAAUUCAAUAAAUACAUAGAAAAUUAUUCCGUAAAUUGUAUUGGCAUUCAUAUUAUUAGCUACGUGAACCGCAAAGUGAUUGUUUUUAGAAAAUAAAAAUAAAAAUGUCGGAAUAUAAAACUAAUCUUCCUGAAAUGGAAGUAUUUCGUACUGAAAAUUAUUAUGUUUUUCUGAACAGUACUUCGAGCUUGUGGUGCAAUCGGAAGACUGGAGAAUUUCAGGUAAAACCAGGUUGGGAACUCGCCAAUUCCGGAGAUCCCGAGUGUCUAGGAGUGUUCUAUGGGCUAAUUGGUCAACUUGAACUGUUGUCUGACUGUCGUCUACUGCUGGUGAAGGAUGCAGCUCGUGUUGGUGAGCUGCAGGGCCGUGGCACUGUCUACAAGAUACGUUCCAUAGCACUUCUUCAGCCCAAAGGCCCAGAUGUGACAGCAGGAGAACUAAAACUGAAGCCGUGCCGCAAGCACUGUAACUCCAAUACCAGCAUUGCAACUGACAAUAUACAGAAGGUGGCAUUUGCCAAGACCUGGGGUACCAUCAAGUCUGCUGGCAGCACCAUAAAGAACACCACUCAGCAGGCAGCUGCUUUAGCUACAUCCCAAGUGAAGGGCAAUAAUCAAUUGAAAGACAAGGAAAAAUAUGAACGGCGGGUGGUAGAGGAGCUCCAUAGAGUAUUCACUGACACUGACUCGUUCUACUUUUGCGUGGACGGAGCAGGGCAGCCGGCUGACCUCACCAAUACCCUACAGCGCCACUGUGAGCUGACUCCUGCCACACCACGCUGGCGUAACGUCGACAAGCGCUUUUUCUGGAACAAGUACAUGCUCAAAGAGAUUCUGCUACUGAAUGACCCCCUGGCAGAAGCCUGGGUGUUGCCCGUGGUCCAAGGUUUCUUCCAGAUAGAGCAGUGUCAUGUGGAGGUGGGCUUUGAUGUGCGUGUAGACAACAACUCAGUCACUCCUAGGUAUGAGGUAUUCACAUUGUCGCUACUAUCUCGACGCAGCAGAUACCGGGCUGGCACUCGGUACAAGCGGCGUGGCCUGGACGACAGUGGCCACUGUGCCAACUACGUGGAGACGGAACAGAUCAUCUCCCACAGACAUCACCAGGUGGCUGUGACACUGGUCCGAGGCUCUGUACCUGUCUACUGGUCACAGCCGGGGUACAAGUACAGACCUCCUCCUCGACUUGACAAAGGGGAAGCUGAAACAAAGAUAGCUUUUGAGCGUCACUUCGAGGAAGAGCUUCUGCGGUACGGGCCAGUGUGUGUUGUCAACCUGAUAGAGCAGACUGGAAAGGAACGAGUGAUAUGGGAUGCCUUCACCAGCCAUGUGCUACAGUACAACCACCCCGACAUCACUUAUGUCACCUUCGACUUUCAUGAGUACUGCAGAGGAAUGCGGUUUGAGAAUGUAUCAGCCCUUGUUACAAGCUUGUCGGAUGUGAUCCACGAGCAAGGGUUCACGUGGAAGGACAAGCAAGGACUGAUCUGCCGUCAGACUGGUGUAUUCAGGGUCAACUGUAUUGACUGUCUUGAUCGCACCAAUGUUGUCCAAACUGCACUUGCGAAGGCAGUGCUGGAACUGCAACUGACCAAGUUGGGUCUAAUCCCUCCAGAAGGAUGCCUGCCACCCACCCUAAGAGCCUCUUUCCAGUUGCUGUGGGCCAAUAAUGGGGACACCAUCAGUAAGCAGUACGCUGGCACCAAUGCUCUCAAGGGAGACUACACAAGGACAGGAGAACGCAAGCUGAGUGGGAUGAUGAAGGAUGGCAUGAACUCGGCCAACCGUUACUUACGGGUUCACUUGCGUGACUCAACGCGUCAGGCUGUGCUGGACAUAAUGCAAGGUGACCCACUCCCCCCUCCUGACCAGCUCAAUGUACUAGCAGAUGACACUUUAUCCGCAAUAUCUAACUACUCCAAGUGUCUGCCGGACACUACUGUCUUUGUGCCAGAAAUCAAUUUGUCUUGGGCACUCUAUAAAACUACAAGGUACUACCUAAGCAGAUUCAAAGAUGCUUACAGACAAGCUACCAUUGAUAUGAUGUUAGGUAACCCCUUGCCCGAGGACGUGUUCAUGCAGGGAGAGGUGGAGGAGGACAACUCUGCCAGUGUGGAACACGUUAAGUCACUCAUAGAGGACUGCAAGAAGCUACUGUUGUCGGACUCCUCACUAGUGCUGGGAGCUUGGGGUCUCAUAGAUGCUGACCCUGUGACUGGAGAUCCCAGUGAGACAGAGAUGGACACUAUUCUGAUCCUCACAAGAGAUUCCUACUAUGUGGCAGAAUAUGAUGACCAAAUAGACAGAGUAACCAAGUACCAACAAGUACCUUUGCCUGACCUCACCCUUAUUGAACUUGGAGUCAUGGACUCAUCAUUCUCUGUGUCCCAUUCACCUAUGCAGCUUUUCAAGAACAAAAACAACAAGGGACAUUACUGCCUGCGGCUAAACUACUCUGUGGGAGGCCAAGCUGGCUACUGUCAUACAUUCCGCUCAACUAACCUGCGUUUCUUCAACAACGUGGCUGUCAUGAUCAAAACUGAGGAGGAGAUGAUAGAGUCUCUGCGGGCGAUUGCAGAAACAGUACAAGUCGGGCUGGAGGUGGCAGGCUUGGCAAAGCCUCAAGUGAAGCUUUGUGACAGACUCCAGCGCAAGAAUACACUCCAGCCAAGCUGGACUCGGCACAACGAUUGUCUGCAGAUACCCGGCAACACCUCACUGACGAGGAAUGUCUCUGAGACUCAGCUCACCUCUUUAAAAACUGCCGGAAGUAAAGCUUUGACAAACAUGUCUCAACAGUUCAGCAAGCUCAAUCGACUCGGCCAAAGCUUUAACAUGCGCAGGAAACAUGGUGACAGAGAUACCGCUGACUGCAAGGUGGAUGGCACAGCAAAAUUUGUCCUAGGUGCUGAAGAAGGGAAGGAAUGCAGCGAAGAUGAUGACGAUGAUGUUGUUGUUGGCAGAAUAAAUGAGAAACUCUCUCGACAAACAUCUGUAGAAGCCUUUAUUCCUAAUGUUGGCAUUGUGAUGAGUAAUGCUGAUAUCAAAGUUGUAGGAAUAGACGAGGAAAAAGCAGAACAAUUCACACCUUGUAUUACUGAUGUCACCCUUAAUCAAAUUGUCCAGAGCGAUGUCAAUUUGAAAAAGUAUCAGUCACCACAGUGUUUAGAAGAUGUCUCAAAAACAAAUGAAGAGAAUUCAAAAACUGCUUCUGGGAUUGGGAUUGUAGUUGAAAAAGAAAAAGUAAAAGUUGAACCACCAAAAAAUUUGCCACUGGAGAAAAAUGACCAGCAUAGAUUAUCUAGUAAUGAAGGUUUGGAUAAGUCUAAGAAAUUUUCACGUUCCUCAGGUGAUGUAGAUACAAAUGUCAAAGACAGAAGAACAGAGUCGGGUCUUACUGUGGAUGGUGACAGAAGAAAUUCUGAACGGGAUCUGAGUUUGGGAAUAUCUUCUUCUCAAAGCGAAAAUGCGAUAAAAUCAAUUAGAGCUACGGCAAACACAGUGUUGACUAGUCCUUCUGCUGUACUUUCACCUUUUUCAAAAUUGGCUAAAGGAGUUCAAAACUUUGGAGCAAAUUUAGAUCCCAGGAAAGUUGUGGAGAAGGUAGGAACCAAACAGGUUGUAUCUUUGGAACACAUAGCCACAGAAAAUGCAGAACUUGAAGAAAAAUGGAAGCAUUCCAAGUGUAAAAGCCGCCUUAUAGCAGUUUAGGUUUGGUAAUUUUUACCAUAUUGGAAUAGAAGUUACCGUUCCAUGGAACCAAAGUUAGAUUUUUGGUUGAAUCGUAGUAAUAAUAAAAUUAUUUAACUUAUAUUCAUAUUUCCUAAUUUUCCCAGUAUUAUCGUAAGCGUGUUUUAUGUUUAUAACUGUGCAGUGAUAACAAUAUUCCAUAUUUUUCAGUAUUAUAGUUGGUUAAAUUUAAAUUAGAUAAAAAUGUCUUUCUUUCAUAAUUGCUUACUUUUGUGUUACAGUAUUUAAGCAGGAAGCGAACUGUGAUUAGAAGUGUAUUAUAACCAGCUCACCAAUUUAUUUUUGAAUAUAAAGAGUAAAUACAUUAAAAUAAGAUUGUUAUUGAUUUGAGUGUGUUAUAUUAUUGGUUUAUAUAAAUAUAUUGUUAAAUUGUACAUACUUAAAUAAUAUAAAAUAAUGUUCAUUUACAUAUCUUAUGAAUAAACUAAACAAUGAAGGUGUGAGUCUGAUGCUGUGUAUUAGUGGUAGAACAUUAGCUUGGACUAAGAAUAAAAUGGCUGGUGUAAUGCGCUCUGCAUGCUGUUGAUAUAGUCUAUUUUCUUGUUCAGGUACCUGAAUUAUAGAAUAUAGACCUUGAAAUUGAUUUUAAAUAUUUAUUUGAAUAUAUUUUAUAAUUUUAAUAUUCU
Molecule: messenger RNA, 4439 nt
Organism: Homalodisca vitripennis (glassy-winged sharpshooter)
Lineage: Eukaryota; Metazoa; Arthropoda; Insecta; Hemiptera; Cicadellidae
Gene: sp3
Product: phosphatidylinositide phosphatase SAC2
Exons: 19
Coding region: 169-3774 (1201 amino acids)
Biological process (GO): phosphatidylinositol dephosphorylation; regulation of endocytic recycling
Cellular component (GO): early endosome; clathrin-coated endocytic vesicle
Molecular function (GO): phosphatidylinositol-4-phosphate phosphatase activity
Source: RefSeq, a predicted model, not a curated record